AUGGCGGCCACGGGCUCCGCCUGCGUGGCGCUCGCAUCCCUCCCCUUCGCCGCCUCCACCUCCGCCUCUACUCGCGUCUCGGCCAGCAGCCACCGCGGUCCACGGCGCUUCAGGGCCGGCACCCCGAAGCCGGGUGCCGAUGGCUCCUUCCCGGUGGACCGGGCGGAGGCGGCCAGCGGCGAAAAGCUCCUCCGUGACAUCAUGAACGAGAACAAGAUCGAGCUCUACGCCGCAUACGUGAGCCUCCCCCCUUUCCCUUGUCAUGUUGAAUUGUGCCGCCGCAGUACCAACGGGUGGCAGUCUGACAGAAAGUGGUCCUGUUGUUUCCCAGGGUUGUGGUACAACGGCUGCCCCAGUGGAAGAAAUGAUUGUGCAGCACCACACUGGUGGAUGUACUGA
This is a messenger RNA of Miscanthus lutarioriparius, 399 nucleotides long. NCBI's taxonomy places the organism in Eukaryota, Viridiplantae, Streptophyta, Magnoliopsida, Poales, Poaceae. The record is from the annotation of a GenBank genome assembly.